UUCAUAUCGCAAGGCACGGGGGAUUCGACGAUCGACGCGUCGACGCGGAAAAAUGACGUCGCAGACGCUUGGAUCACGGACGCGGACAACUUCGGUGUUGACAAUUCGCCCAUCUCCGUACCAUGCACCGACCAUCCGACUACCCCUCCGCCCUUCUCUGGCUUCUGGACGAGACCCAUGUGACCGUCACGGCCGCGACGGCCAUCGCAAUCCUGUGGACGCGCAAUGCGCAUUGCGCGUGGUUUGCUGCCGGCGCCGUCGGGAGUACGGUCAUCACUCGUAUCAUCAAGCGCACGAUCCGGCAGCCGCGUCCCCCACCCCCGCCGCCGAGCACCAAGCCUGCACCUGUGCGCCCAAAGCGGACAUACGGCAUGCCAUCGACUCACUCGACCGCUCUCGGCUUCUACUUUGCGUACAUGUGGCCUUUGCUGCCCCUCGUCAGCUCUGCCGUCUGGGGCGAGCGGGUAGCCGUGGCUGCCAUCACAGCACUCACCCUUUGGAGCCGCGUCGAGCUAGGCUACCACACCGUGCCGCAGGUGGUCGUGGGGACAACCGUCGGCGUCGUCUGCGCCUUUGGUUGGAAGUCGCUGUGGGACGCCUAUCCGAUGGUCGGAGGCCAGUUGCAAAUGUUGAUGGACGCAGUGUUUGACAAGGUCUUCUCGCUCUUCUGAUAGCUGUUACAUGCAAUGAAGUAUACUAC
Cutaneotrichosporon oleaginosum is the source of this 700-nucleotide messenger RNA. RefSeq lists its product as uncharacterized. NCBI's taxonomy places the organism in Eukaryota, Fungi, Basidiomycota, Tremellomycetes, Trichosporonales, Trichosporonaceae. The record is from RefSeq and is a predicted model, not a curated record. Gene Ontology annotation, molecular function: sphingosine-1-phosphate phosphatase activity.